AUGACUCAACCAGCUCAGCCAAUUCGAAUUAUUGUACAACCCAAGGCACUCUAUCGUGAACGAUAUGGCAGCGAACAAAAUAAAACUGGAAAGCAAGUUCAACGUUAUAUUCGUGCUGAAGAAAACCAGCUGAAACUCGAAUAUCCAACUAUCGAGAGUCUUGCGGGGCAGUCUCGAAUAUUUUUUGGAUUAGAAACUGUUAUCUGGGCAAUAAGAAAAAUUACGGGAUGA
Adineta steineri is the source of this 231-nucleotide messenger RNA. NCBI's taxonomy places the organism in Eukaryota, Metazoa, Rotifera, Eurotatoria, Adinetida, Adinetidae. The record is from the annotation of a GenBank genome assembly.